GGUUUGUCAGUUCAGAUGAGAUCGCGCGUCCAAAAUAGCAACUUCACUUGCAAUCUCUGCGCUGGCGUUGUAGAUCGAAGGCACUAUUUCGUCAAUGCAAGGGAUGACUGCUAAACAAAUUCUUGCCUCACACAUAAUUUUUUGGACUUGGGAACCGGCAGAGGAACUCAAAAGUAUGCAUGUAGGCAAACUGGCAAAAAAGGAAAAAAUGACCAUUCAAGGAUCUCCCGGAAAGCACUGUGAAUUUCCUAAUAAGGUUUGUAUUGGACGCUUUUGGCCUACCGGACAAAGAACUUCUACAAUUUGCACAAGAAUGCGACAAAGUCGUCAAAGAAGAACCGGCCCAGGACAGGACGUGAGCACUGACUUGAACAUCAUCGAAAAAACGGACGCCGACAUUGCAGUAACCGAUGCGAACGACACACAUCAGUCCAAUUCCAGUUGUUUUUUGUCAAGUGUUCUCUCGAUGUAGUUUAUUUGAUUUUGCGCUGAUGUAGAUUUUUCUGUACCAUGAAGUUUUUAAUAAAUACUAUG
Cylicocyclus nassatus is the source of this 534-nucleotide messenger RNA. Lineage: Eukaryota; Metazoa; Nematoda; Chromadorea; Rhabditida; Strongylidae. The record is from the annotation of a GenBank genome assembly.